UGGGGCUUCAUGUGGGUGCGGGAGCAACUUUAGGAAACAAAGUGUCCAUCGCUUCGAAAAGUGCCACACACUUGUCCUUGUUCUCACUCGGUUUGAUAUUCUCUGGAGAGAGAUCCAAAAAAGAGAUCAGCAAACGUUCAGAAAACUCAGUCGUGAGAGACAGCUGUUGUUCAGGGGUUUGUGUAUCUGUACACACACACGUGUCUCAAUCCUGGAUCACAUCUAAUCAUCUCAAUACGACUGUGACUUCAAUCUGAUCAGAAAAAGAAGAAGUUACCUGAGAGUUUACCAGCCUCACCUGGCUUCACUCCCAGAUCUGCUUACCUGUCAGGAAGGUCCUUGUUCAGCUCUCAGUAUGUCCGAGGGGGACUAUGAUUACCUCAUCAAGUUCCUCGCGCUGGGGGACUCUGGGGUGGGAAAGACCAGCUUCCUGUACCAGUACACGGAUGGCAAAUUCAACUCCAAAUUCAUCACCACAGUUGGAAUAGACUUCAGAGAAAAACGAGUGGUGUACAAAUCCAACGGUCCUGAUGGGACAGUCGGGAGAGGACAGAGGAUUCACAUUCAGCUGUGGGACACGGCCGGACAGGAGAGAUUUCGGAGUUUGACCACAGCGUUCUUCAGGGAUGCCAUGGGCUUCCUGUUACUCUUUGACCUCACGAAUGAGCAGAGCUUCCUUGAUGUGCGGAACUGGAUGAGUCAGCUGCAGACGCACGCGUACUGUGAGAAUCCCGACAUCGUCUUGUGCGGAAACAAGUCAGACCUUGAGGACCAGCGUGCGGUGGAAGCGGUGAAUGCACGGGAACUGGCGGAGAAAUACGGAGUCCCGUACUUCGAGACGAGCGCUGCGAACGGUGAGAACGUGAGUCGUGCCGUGGAGGUCCUGCUGGAUCUGAUCAUGAAGCGCAUGGAGAGAUGUGUGGACAAAUCCUGGAUCCCUGACGGGAUGGUUCGCACCAACGGCCACAGCACCAGCGACCUGGCAGAGCCACGUGACGCCGAGCAGAGCAAGUGCGGCUGCUAAUGCCAAUGGAUGGGCUGAAGCCACCUAGAUUCAAGUCUUCAUGUUUUGAGAGCACUUUACACCCAAUCCUGCAUUCAGAAGCCUUAAUGCGUCAGAUGUUUCUAGGGCUUGAUUUCUCUCACUGUUUCACUAUUAGUGCACAUCUAUUAUUAAAACUAGACCCAUGCAUGCAUCACUGCAGUUCUCUGAUUGUUAGAGUUUUGUGUUGAUUUCUAAAUAAAAAACACAUUAUAUCACAGAAAAUCUGAUAAAAAAGAAAGAAAAAAAAGUUAGAUAUUUUUUAAAUAUUUGUUUCAAAUGUUUAUAUUUUAAACACACACACACAUAUAUACACGCAAAAUAUUAAGAUCCUGUCACUUUCUCAAAAACUAAAACAAAAAAACCAUCUAUAGUGGAAAUGGCAUGAAGGUUAAAAUCUGCUCCUGUGAUAAUUUGUGCUGGUUGUCCCUCUCUAGUGGACUGAUGGUGAAUAGCACUUCUAUGCCACUUUUUAACAAGUUUGUAGAAUUUAACACUUUUUAGUUACUAGUUAACACUUUAAGUGUUACUGUGUUAUCUGUAGUCGUGUAGAUGUCCGAGACAAAUAAAAUAAGAAUUUAGCUGUUAUUGUAUUCAUUUGUAGGUUAGUGGUUGAUUUGUAUUGUACGUUUGUUUAGACAUUCACCAGGUGUUGGUUGUGGUUUUUCUGCGUAGAUCUAUUGGCAUUUAAACACAGGAUUUAAUUUGGAAUGUAGUUUAGAUUAAAUAUCCACAUCUAUACUACUAAUAUAAACUAUGGUCAUAUUUAAAAAAAAAAAAAAAUAAUUGGUUGUACAGUGCCAGUAGAUUUUGUUCAUCUCGUCUCUUUAUAGUCUAACAAAAAGCAAAGCAGAUGAGUUUUGAGUGAAUGUUUUUAAUCUUCUGUGGACAUUUUGGGUUUGUUUUCAGAAUCAUUUCCAAAGUGCUUUAUUCUACUGUAUUGCCUGUAACACUGAAUCAGUGCCAAACACUGUCUUUGUGCCAAAUACUGAAACUCUAUUUGAAAAAAUAAAUCUAUUUUAUUAUUUAUUA
Carassius gibelio (silver crucian carp) is the source of this 2074-nucleotide messenger RNA. Its product is annotated as ras-related protein Rab-27A-like. Gene Ontology annotation, biological process: melanosome transport; positive regulation of exocytosis. Bases 356 to 1024 code for a protein of 222 amino acids. The record is from RefSeq and is a predicted model, not a curated record. Lineage: Eukaryota; Metazoa; Chordata; Actinopteri; Cypriniformes; Cyprinidae. Gene Ontology annotation, cellular component: secretory granule; melanosome. Gene Ontology annotation, molecular function: GTPase activity; GTP binding. The transcript has 8 exons.